AUGCCUCGAAAGUCCAAAUUGAAAUCGAAAUACAGACAGAGUGACAUUGAUCAGAUUUUCGAGAAUAAAAAACCGGAAAAUGUUGCGAAAUAUCUUCAAGAAGCGACGAAAGUUGACGAAGAUAAACCAGCUCUAGGUCAACAUUACUGUCUUCCCUGUGACAAAUAUUUUUGCAGUGCUGGUGCCCUGGAAGUGCACAAUAAACAGAAACCGCAUAAACGUCGUCUUAAAAUUCUAUACAUAGCCUUAUUUGAUGUCUGCAACAUUAUAAUUGAUAUCACGGAACCUUCUAUUUCACUCACUACUCAAUGA
Mesocestoides corti is the source of this 312-nucleotide messenger RNA. NCBI's taxonomy places the organism in Eukaryota, Metazoa, Platyhelminthes, Cestoda, Cyclophyllidea, Mesocestoididae. The record is from the annotation of a GenBank genome assembly.